Molecule: messenger RNA, 4615 nt
Organism: Tachysurus fulvidraco (yellow catfish)
Lineage: Eukaryota; Metazoa; Chordata; Actinopteri; Siluriformes; Bagridae
Gene: dclk1a
Product: doublecortin-like kinase 1a
Exons: 6
Coding region: 259-1287 (342 amino acids)
Biological process (GO): retina development in camera-type eye; photoreceptor cell development; intracellular signal transduction
Cellular component (GO): axoneme
Molecular function (GO): protein kinase activity; ATP binding
Source: RefSeq, a predicted model, not a curated record
AUAAUCACAUUUCACCAGUUGUCUGAUAGACAUUUUAUUAAAAGGUGUAGCGCAACUGAACGUUAUAUUAAGGACAAUUACAGGAUUUAAAUGUGUAAAGAGGUUUAAAGCCUUAAGCCGACCGACUGUUGCCUCGAAAACACAGUGUGAAAAAGUUAUUUUCCGCCUCAAGCGCGAGUGAUUUCGGUUACCGUUAAAUACUCGGUCAUUCUGGUCUCCUCGUGUCUGCUGUAUAGGUGUCAGCUCUCGCCGGCAGAAAUGGACGAGCACUUCGACGCACGAGAUAAAGUAGAGAGGAAGGACCGGUGCGGCUCACGAGCAAACGGCGUUCCGAGCCCCGCCCACAGCGCGCACUGCAGCCUGUAUCGCACCCGCACUCUCAAGGCGCUCAGCUCGGAGAAGCGAGCCAAAAAGGUUCGCUUCUACCGUAACGGAGACCGCUACUUCCCCGGCCUGGUGUGCGCCGUUUCCUCCGAGCGCUUCCGCACACUGGACGCCCUUCUAGCCGAGCUGACGCGCGCGCUCACCGACAACGUGCACCUGCCCCAGGGUGUGCGCGUCAUCUACGUCAUCGACGGCUCGAGGAAGAUCAGCAGCGUCGAUCAGCUGCUGGAAGGAGAGAGUUAUGUAUGUGGCUCCACUGAAGCUUUCAAGAAGCUUGAUUACGUGAAGAACAUCAACCCCAACUGGUCUAUGAACGUGAAAGCUUCAGCAUCCACUAGAUGCCUGGCCACCCUCUCCAGCUCUAAACCGGGGCCCCAUGAAUUUAAAGAGCUCAAGGACUUCAUCAGGCCUAAGCUGGUCACUAUUGUACGCAGUGGUGUAAAGCCACGCAAAGCUGUUCGGAUUCUGCUUAACAAGAAGACAGCCCACUCUUUUGAGCAUGUCCUUUCUGAUAUCACGGAAGCCAUCAAGCUUGAUUCUGGCAUUGUCAAGAGGAUUUACACUGUCGAAGGAAAGCAGGUUACAUGCCUUCAGGACUUCUUUGGUGAUGACGACAUCUUCAUUGCAUGUGGACCGGAGAAGUUUCGCUACCGCGAUGACUUCCUGCUGGAUGAAAGCGAAUGCAGGCUGAUGAAAUCAUCCUCCUAUGGAAAGAGUCUUCUAAGUCGUGCGUCUCCCAGGACUAUGACACCCUCCAGAAGCAGCAAGUCACCAUCAGUGAACGGGACUCCAGCCAGCCAGCUGUCUACACUAAACUGUACGAAGUCACCCAGUCCGACUCCAGCCAGCCCAGGGAGCCUCAAGAAGGAGAAGGACAAGGCAGGCACUAAACGUGCAGCAUAACUUCACACACUCACUCAGAGGGGACAUAGAGCAAUGGGAUACCUAGAAAUGGGGAAUCUCCUGAACGAUGUAACACACUCUUACACUCAUUUGGCCAUCAGAGCUGUGUGUGAAAGCCCAGCAAAUUUGUUCAUGGAGACCAACCUCUGCCUUUUAGUAGUUUUGUAAUGAUGAAGUAGACACGCUGUCUACUGGUGGUAUUAGAGUGUACAACUUGAACCUUGUACGAGCAUGCAACUCAGUGGGGGUUGGGGUUUUACUGGCCACACUCACUUCACUGGUCUGAGUGGAAAUGGUUAAUGAUGUAUAACCACAUUGAAGUGUUCCAAAUUCUGCUGCAUUAGUUAAUGAGGAGGAAGUAAUAGUGUGUCCAAGCUCAAUCAAGACCCGUCACCAACCAUGUAAUUAUGUAAUUAAGUCAUUCAUCUCUCUCUCUCUCUCUCUCUCUCUCUCUCUCUCUCUCUCUCUCUCUCUCUCUCUCUCUCUCUCUCUCUCUCUCCCUCUCCCUUUCUUAUUCCUUUAUCAGCUUUAUAAUUAAGAGCACUAAUACUUUGCCCACAUUGUAUCUUAGGAUUUUCCACUGGUAAUCAACCUGGUAAGCACCAUUUAGUCUUCAUGUGGUGGUGUAAACAAAAUUGUUUGUGUUAGAUAAAAAGAUGAAUGAAAGACUGCUGUGAUGGCUUGCACCGUAGUGGCAAAUUGACCAUUAGUGGUUUUACAGGACGUCUGCAUCUCAGUCUUGCAUUGAGUUGAGUCUGUAUAUGGAAAAUCUGUGGUGCAGAUGCUGCUUAGUGAUAAAAACUCAGAUUAUUCUAAAACUGAACCUGAGCUAGAGAAAUGACUCUCUAUGCUUUCUGAGUUCACCCCACCCUGUUUUAUAUUCACCGCACAUAUCUACACCAGUCAGUGAUCACUGGAAGAGUGCUCGAAGCAGGAUGAUCUCAGUGCGCUUUGAUCUGCGGAGGAUUGCGAUGCACUACUUGCAGCUUGCCACCUCUCCAGAGGAAAUUUCUAGCAGUCUGAUAAUCGGCUUCAAGCAAGGCAGAAUCUUGAUGGCUUCAGAGCCAGCUGCCAUAUAAGUAGGUCACACUACGAAAAAAAGCUCACAUUUUGUGAAUGGGGUUGAGGAAGAUGAAAAGUGCUUCCGCAUAAAUUUAAUGCUGAGGCACUCCAGCACAGAAUGUUCCUGUUUUCUCAUUUAGAAAAAAGCCUGAAAUGGUGUGUGACCUGUGGCAUUUAUGCCUGGUUUUAACACUCCUACUUGUUUGGAGAGUUUCUGUUUCUUGACUUGAAUAAUAUGUGGCCCGCUGCAAAUGUUCUCCAGGGAUUCUUUGUCAUUGCAUACAUUAUGCACAGUUCUUAUUCUCCACAUCUCCUGCAGCACUGAAUUUGUGCUUAGCAUUGAACUAUUUUUACACAUCUGUUUUGCCUGGGCCAUCUCUCUAUAUAUGAGAUAGAAAUACACAGGAUUUUGCAAGACAUUUUGUUUUUGGAAAAUGUUAAGAAAAAAAAAUAAAUAUACAAAUGUUUUCAAUAAUAAGAAUAAAAAAAUAGUAAGAAUAUGAUGCUGUAGUAACAAUUUGUUUAAUUCCCAACAAAUGAACUGUCUAACCUUUAAAACAUAAGGCAUUCGUCUGGAGGGUUUUUUUUGGUCCCUGACACAAUUUAGUCUCUAUUGGGCAUGCACAAAGGUUUAACUUUUUGUGUUGGGUGGCAUGUGUUAAAUAGUAUGUGAUUAUUGGUGGUUGUAGAGUGAAAAGUGUAUAAACAGAGUAAUGUGGAAAAUAAUUUGGAAUUGGUUGGAGAGAGGGAUGAAGUGUAAGCUGUUACCACAGCAACAUCAGAUGAAUGGAAGAACAGAUAUGUGAAGACGAGUGGAGUUCAUUAGGGCAGGUAGUGUAGGAUGGAGUGAUACAGAGUAAUGAAAGACUGACUACAUAAGAAGAAUAAUAUUACUGAAUGAGUAGAAUCCAAUUCAGGUUGAUUAUGUUUUUUGGACCAGCGUCAAAGAGGUAUCAGUUCAGUGCUUUUAUAGAUUGAAUAGCAGUAUAGUACAUAAUCUGACCUAUUUUCAGCAUUACACAAGAGUGGCAACCGCCGCUGUAGGAUAGGAUUGUGCAUCUGAAUGUUUCAGUCCUUGGGUUCUUUCUUUUUUAUUUUUCUUUAAUCCCCUUUGGCUCUCUUUUCCUGAUGAAGCUGCAUAUUCCUUUAAUGUCUAAUGAAGCUCUAAUCAGUGCACAGAUCAACAAUAUGAUAUGUCCAUAAAGUUUGGAUCUGUCCCAGCUUGGCUGGUGUUUCAGUCAGCAAACAGAGAGAGAGAGAGAGAGAGAGAGAGAGAGAGAGAUAGUGAGAAAGAGAAAUAUAGGUAGCGAGAAAGAGAGAGAGAUAGUGAGAGAGAAAGAGAUAGUGAGAAAGAGAGAGAGAGAUAGUGAGAGAGAAAGAGAUAGUGAGAAAGAGAGAGAGAUAGCGAGAAAGAGAGAGAUAGGUAGCAAGAGAGAGAGACAGCGAGAAAGAGAGAGUGAGCGAGCACAAGAGAAUGAAUAGAUACUUCUACAGUUCAGGUUUUAAAAGGCAAGUCACAUUUUAUAUUUUGGGUAGUUGGUUUAAAUGAUGAUCACCUUUUGAUCCAUUGCAUCUCUUAUUUUGUAUUCUUUUCAUUCAGUCAGUCAGUUAAAUCAUUGCCUGGCUUUAUAACCCACACUGUCUGUUGAGUUGCAUGCUCUUCUCAUUUGUAUGUAUGUUUGCACAUUUUCUUGUCAUUCAUUUCACAGUAUUUGGUUUUGUCAUUUGUUUAUUUUUAAUUAAAACCUUUUGUUUGUGUGUGUUUCAUCCAAAUACAUGUGUAUCUGUGAUUUGUGUUCUGUGAAAGUACAUUUCAUGCUUUUAUGGUUUUGUGAGUCCAUCUUACAGUAUCAUGAGGAGCAUCACAUUGUACACAACAGAUAAGUGGUCAUCAGUUUCAUCUCGUUUUCUCACACAACUGAGUUACAUGUUUGCAGUGUUUGCUCAUUUUGUCUGUGUUUCUAUUCUGUUUAUUUUCCAACGCUUUCAUUAGAACAGAUAUUUGGAUUAUGUUGUAUUACAUAUUUUAAUCCUGCCUGAGUAAGAUCCAUUUGAUUUGUUUGUAUUUUGAUCAUUGUGUUCUGCCUGGAUUCAAAUACAUAAUCUCUGUGUUCAGUAAGAGAAAUGAAGAAACAAAGACAAGCUGUAAGGUUUUGUGUCCUUCUGUUCUUUGUUUCUGAAUUGGAUUUAAUGUACAAUCUGAACUUGUGGCAGAAAGUAAAGAAUCAUGGGAUGUCAUUUGAAAAUAAACUUCAGUGUGAUUGUU